AUGAGGAGCUCGCAAACGCAUGGAUUAUCCCAAAUUAGGGAGGAUAUUCCGGAGGCGGUGCUGGACGGAGAGGACGGCGACUAUCAUCCAUACACACAAGCGGAGACGAUGGCUCUGUUCGACGCUUGGAUCAGUUUGUCGAACGAUCCCAUCCUCGGGAAUCAACAAAACCGCAAAGUUUUUUGGGAUAAGGUCACCGUCGUAUACAACGCAAAUAAGCCGAGGGGGGCCUUCCGCCGCAACCUAAAGAUGCUUCGAGCUCAUUUUGAGCGAGCCGACAGAGAUGUCAAAAGAUUUUGUGGGAUCUACAAGAGGGAAGCAGAGCAAUAUCAAAGCGGAGCCAGUGGAUCCAACAUUAUGAGAGCGGCUUUGCGAAUCUUCAAAUCCGACACCGACAAUGAUUUCAAAUUUCCCGAUGUUUGGGAGGCGGUCAAACAUCUUGAUAGGUAG
Messenger RNA from Salvia splendens (bonfire salvia), 450 nucleotides. RefSeq names its product glutathione S-transferase T3-like. The record is from RefSeq and is a predicted model, not a curated record. The transcript has a single exon. NCBI's taxonomy places the organism in Eukaryota, Viridiplantae, Streptophyta, Magnoliopsida, Lamiales, Lamiaceae. The coding region runs from base 1 to 450 and encodes 149 amino acids.